AUGGCCGAAGUAGUCGGGGUGACCUCUGCUAUCACGACUUUUGUGACUGUGGCCCUUCAGGCAGCCAUAAUACUCAACCAGACCAUCAAAAGUUUUCAGAGCCGGGAGAAGAUCGUUCGUGAGCUUCGGGAUGAAUUGCAGGAUCUUCAGGGAGUCUUACAAGCCCUGGAAGAAUUAAUCCGCAAGUUUGACGUCGACCUUAAAGUCCUACAGAUGCCUCUUAAAAGAUGUGGCAAUGCUUGUUCCGAGUUUAAUACGCUGAUUGUCAAGUAUACACGACAUUCGACUGAGAAACAUAUUAGCAAAAGAGAUUGGUUCCAGUUACGAUACAUGGGAGAAGAUAUUUCUGGGUUCAAGGACAUGUUGGCCGGAUAUAAAUCAACCGUUACGAUUGCCCUUGCAUAUGCAAAUCUCCGUACGACGAAGAUCACAAAGGAAGUGCUGGAUGAGUAUAAAGAGCUCAUCCAAAACACACAGUGUGACCUGGAAAAUCAUUUACAUGAUAUUCGAACAAGACUGGAGUCCUCGUCUCUCAAGGGCUCGCCGAACACGGAAAUCCAUGCAGCAGAUCUCCAAAGGAUGGAGGAUGAAAAACAAUGCACUCAAAAAGGCCUUGACAUCUGUCAACGAUUCCUCGAUUUCAUGAACCAGUCUCGGAGUAGUCUCUUGGGAGACUUCGAACACGCUACCAGAGAGUUCCACCGGCCAUACGCCAUCCCGCCCAGUCAAUCUAGUUUAAUCAAUGCAGAGGGGUUCCAUUCAGCCCACAAAGAGCUUAUGUCCUGGAAAAUAAGGCUGUACCAACGUCUUUCUGAGGUCGACAAACAAUUCCCCCCGGAAAAGGUAGACUUUUCACCGCUACAUAGGGGCCAAACUUCUGACUGCCGAACUUUCCAGGACGAGGUUAGAGGCACUGAAGCUUUAUUGACGUUCUGCAAGCAAGCGGAGAAGGAGGCAAACAAACAGCGGACAAACUACUAUGAGGACAUCGAGGUAGGAGACAAUACUCGGUUGGCAGUGGUGACUACUCUCAAAGACCUUAUCUCUGCGAAGCAUAUCAAGUCAGGCAAUGGCUCAUGUAUAGCGCUUGGCCAAAUGUCGGAUGAUAGCAUACAGAAUGUUUUUUCAUGUCAUGCUCCAUCAAAUGCUAAGAACAUUGAUUAA
Messenger RNA from Aspergillus bombycis, 1164 nucleotides. RefSeq lists its product as uncharacterized. The transcript is spliced from 2 exons. The record is from RefSeq and is a predicted model, not a curated record. The coding region runs from base 1 to 1164 and encodes 387 amino acids. Lineage: Eukaryota; Fungi; Ascomycota; Eurotiomycetes; Eurotiales; Aspergillaceae.